AUGUCACCACCCGCCAAAAUGAAAUCGGGUCGACCUCUUGAAACGUUUUGGCUGGGAUCGCCAAAUGCGAAAAUUGCUAUUGACGAGUUCGAUCCUGAAACUUUCUCACAAGGAUCGAACUCGUCAAUCUCAAAUUUGGCCAUGUCACCACCCGCCAAAAUGAAAUCAGGUCGACCUCCAGAAACGUUUUGGCUGACAACAACAAAUGCGGAAAUUGCUAUUGACGAGUUCGAGCUUAAUACUUUCAUACAAGAUACUUUUGUCCAUGCUCAGCAUGCAGGUUCUAUGAAAGACCUCAUGUAG
Molecule: messenger RNA, 303 nt
Organism: Lichtheimia ornata
Lineage: Eukaryota; Fungi; Mucoromycota; Mucoromycetes; Mucorales; Lichtheimiaceae
Exons: 2
Coding region: 1-303 (100 amino acids)
Source: RefSeq, a predicted model, not a curated record